CAAUCAAACAGACACCCUUCCUUUUUUUUUUUGUAUUUCCUUUUAACUUAAGAUUUUUUUAUUUUAUUUUUUUCAAAUCACAUCAUGGAUUUCAUUACUCAACUGCCAUAACAGCGUCAGAGAGUUUCUCUGCAUACCUUUGUUUUUUUUUUUUUGUUUUUUUUUUGUCAAUUAUUCACCGCUUCACCUUCUCUAAUUACAACGCACUCUUUAUACUUAUCAUCAUCUAAUUUUUUUUUCUUUUUUUCUUCAUUUAUAAUUUACUGGGUCUUGCGCAAUCUCGCUGUUUCAAAGCUUAUCCUUUGCUGGGUCGCAGUACAGUAGAUGAAACCCAUUUUUAAAUUGUAGCCAGACUAAAAAUUGAUUGCAUGGCACUUGAGCUUCGACACAUGAGAAGGUUAUAUUUAUGCUGUCUUGCUGCUUGCUUGUCUCAUAUUCUGACUGGUUUUAUAGACAUAUCAUCUACAUUUCAAGCUUCUGAACGGUGGUGUUCUUGACUGAAGAAAUGUGCUUUGUCUGAUCUAGACAUUGCAUCCGGUGUAAUUGUUUGGAAUUCUUCUGGCUUUCUGUUUUGGGCGGUAGAGAUUAGUCUUUUUAAUCUUUGGUCAUGGCAUCUGCACCAUCAAACAAGAUCGAGAUGGCUCACCAGAUUUACAGAGACGGACAGUACGAGGAAGCUCUUGGGUUUUACACAGAAGCCCUAGCCAUGGCCAAAACUAAGGCCCAGACGAUUGCUUUGCAUAGUAACAGAGCUGCUUGUUAUCUGAAAUUGCACGAUUUCAAAAAGGCAGCUGAAGAAUGCACAUCAGUGCUUGAGCUUGAUCAUAAUCACGCUGGAGCACUAAUGCUGCGGGCUCAGACACUUGUCACUCUCAAAGAUUACCAUUCUGCCCUUUUUGAUGUCAAUAGACUUAUGGAGUUAAAUCCUUCAUCAGAAGUUUAUCACAAUCUUGAAACUCGCUUGAGGACACAAUUGGCACUGGCUCCAAUACCUGAAUCUGAAGCUGAGUUGGAAGAAGAGGAAGAAAAAGAUGAAAUAGAACCAUGUGGACUUGAGGAAGAACAACGGAAUCGAAAAGAAGAUGCACCUAUUAUAUGGACUGAUAAGAAAAUUGAACCUUCUAAGACCACUGAUGCUGAAGUCAUUGUGCCUAAAGUACCAAAUGUCAACGGGUCUUCUGCAGUAAGUAGAGAACAAAGAUUUGAGACUAGAAAGACCAUUGCUGCUGAAGUUAUUGCCCAAGCACAACGGAAGGUUGAGCCUAGAAAGACUCUAGCUGCUGAAGUUAUAGCUCAAGCACAGAGGAAGAAGGAAUCAUCUUAUCAGAAUUCAAAAGGAUGGCAAGCAAUUCCAAAGCCUAAGGGGCACUCGGCUUUGGAUUAUGGCCGUUGGGACAGAGUUGAGGAUGACUCAAGUGAGGAUGAUGAGGACGACGACGACGAAGAACAGUCUCAGCCUAAGUAUCGAUUCCGUGUAAGAACUGUUGGUGUGCGACCUGUGAAGUGAAAUUAAAUAUGCAGAGUACUAACAUAAACAGCUGCACUUACUCUUAGCAUUCCGCGAUGAGAGAUACGAGAGAAAGGGAGUGAGAAUCAAUGGGCCGGGAGCUAAUCGCCACUUGUGUCUUAACACAGACGUCAAAGCACCCGAUGAUAGUGGAAGGAAUAUCGGGGUGGUGAGAAUGACCAAUGAGGCCAUGGAGGUGGAGGGAAGGGUCUUGGUGAGGGAACUUGUGGUGUUGGAUUGGGCAUAAGAGACUUAUCUAAUGUCAUCCAAAUAGUUUAAACUUUAAACUAACAUAUGCCCUCAAGUAUCUCUCCUACUAACUUCAGCUUUAUUAUUUUAGGGAAAUUCUAUCUUCUUGGUACUAAUAUUUAGAUGCAACAAUUCUUAUUCUAUUUUGUUGGACUUGAUUUCCAAGAGAUUUUCCCUGAGGUAUUUGCCCCUUCAAUCGGAUCAGACCAAAAACUUAGUCAUGAAGCUGAGAUCCUGCAAAAUUCAUGGCUACAACUUGGUGGAUGUGAUUCAAAAUAGGAGGAGAGGAAUGCUUAGACCUUUCAGCUACAUGUAUAUUUGGCUUCUGUAGGAUUGGCUUUUGGUGUUGUAACUCUAAUGUAAUAAAAGACUCUUGUAUUGUGGUUUUGAUUGUAAUUAUAUAAGAUAUUAUUUGGUUUUAGAUAA
Messenger RNA from Ricinus communis (castor bean), 2182 nucleotides. Its product is annotated as sperm-associated antigen 1. The coding region runs from base 608 to 1507 and encodes 299 amino acids. The record is from RefSeq and is a predicted model, not a curated record. Gene Ontology annotation, molecular function: protein binding. NCBI's taxonomy places the organism in Eukaryota, Viridiplantae, Streptophyta, Magnoliopsida, Malpighiales, Euphorbiaceae. The transcript has 6 exons.